AGGAGAAUUGGAGAAGCAGCCUAGGCGUCCACAGCCCAUUGCGUCCGGGUCCACAUCUGCGGUUCGUGGGGAGCGACCCCCGGGCAGCGUCCAAAGUGGAGCUCCCACACACGCUGCGAACCCACGGCCCGUUUUCUUUGAACGUGCGUCCUUGAGCCCGCGGGUGGAGGCGGAGAAACGGGUGCGGAGCGAGUCAGAGGCGACCCCACGCAGGGCCGCAGCCCUCCCACCAGCGCGUCCUGCGGCGCCAGCCGCCACAGGCUGGGAUCGCGGCUGCCGCCCCGCCCCCGCCUCUCCACUCCCUGCCCAGGGCUGCCGGGCCCGCCCCGCCCCGCCCGCAGGUGAAGCGGCCGCAGCCGCCGAGUAGGUGCGUGGGGAUGAUCUCACUCACGCGCUCCGCGCCAGGAGGAGGAGGAGCGGGAGCGGAUCCAACUUCCGGGUAGUGGAGCCGCACGCCACCGGCAUCUUGCUUUUUCUUCCCCCUCCUCCCUUGUGCCCCUCGCCGCUCCCUCUUUCCCUUUUAUUCCCGGCCCCACCCGCCAAAAUGAACAGCUCGGAUGAGGAGAAGCAGCUGCAGCUCAUCACCAGUCUGAAGGAGCAAGCAAUAGGCGAAUAUGAAGACCUUAGAGCAGAGAACCAGAAAACAAAGGAGAAGUGUGACAAAAUAAUGCAAGAACGAGAUGAAGCUGUCAAAAAACUGGAAGAAUUUCAGAAAAUUUCUCACAUGGUCAUAGAGGAAGUUAAUUUCAUGCAGAACCAUCUUGAAAUAGAGAAGACUUGCCGAGAAAGUGCUGAAGCUUUGGCAACAAAGCUAAAUAAAGAAAAUAAAACAUUGAAAAGAAUCAGCAUGUUGUACAUGGCCAAGCUGGGGCCAGAUGUAAUAACUGAAGAGAUAAACAUUGACGAUGACGAUUCAAGUACAGACACAGACGGUGCUGCUGAGACUUGUGUCUCAGUACAGUGUCAGAAGCAAAUUAAAGAACUUCGAGAUCAAAUUGUAUCUGUUCAGGAGGAAAAGAAGAUAUUAGCCAUUGAACUGGAAAAUCUCAAGAGCAAACUCGUAGAAGUAAUUGAAGAAGUAAAUAAAGUUAAACAAGAAAAGGCUGCUUUAAAUUCAGAAGUUCUUGAACAGAGAAAAGUCUUGGAAAAAUGCAAUAGAGUGUCCAUAUUAGCUGUAGAAGAGUAUGAAGAGAUGCAAGUAAACCUGGAGCUGGAGAAGGACCUUCGAAAGAAAGCAGAGUCAUUUGCACAAGAGAUGUUCAUUGAGCAAAACAAGCUAAAGAGACAAAGCCACCUUCUGCUGCAGAGCUCCGUCCCUGAUCAGCAGCUUUUGAAAGCUUUAGAUGAAAAUGCAAAACUCACCCAGCUCCUUGAAGAAGAGAGAAUUCAGCAUCAACAAAAGGUCAAAGAAUUAGAAGAGCAACUAGAAAAUGAAACACUCCGCAAAGAAAUACACAACCUCAAACAGCAGCUGGAGCUUCUAGAAGAAGAUAAAAAGGAAUUAGAAUCGAAAUAUCAGAAUUCUGAAGAGAAAGCCAGAAAUUUAAAGCAUUCUGUUGAUGAACUCCAGAAACGAGUGAACCAGUCUGAGAAUUCAGUACCUCCACCACCACCUCCUCCACCGCCACUUCCCCCUCCACCUCCCAAUCCUAUCCGAUCACUCAUGUCCAUGAUCCGGAAACGAUCUCACCCCAGUGGCAGUGGCGCUAAGAAAGAAAAGCCAACUCAACCAGAAACAACUGAAGAAGUCACAGAUCUAAAGAGGCAAGCAGUUGAAGAGAUGAUGGAUAGAAUUAAAAAGGGAGUUCAUCUUAGACCUGUUAAUCAGACGGCCAGACCGAAGACAAAGCCAGAACCUUCAAAAGGCUGCGAAAGUGCAGUGGAUGAACUAAAAGGAAUACUGGGGACACUUAACAAAUCCACUAGUUCAAGAAGCUUAAAAUCCCUUGACCCUGAAAACAGUGAAACUGAGUUAGAAAGGAUUUUGCGUCGCAGAAAGGUGACAGCAGAAGCAGAUAGCAGUAGUCCAACCGGGAUAUUAGCCACCUCAGAGUCCAAAUCCAUGCCAGUGUUGGGUUCUGUAUCCAGUGUAACAAAAACAGCCUUGAACAAGAAAACUCUGGAGGCAGAAUUCAACAGCCCGUCCCCCCCAACACCUGAGGCAGGUGAAGGGCCCCGUAAAUUGGAAGGAUGCACAAGUUCCAAGGUUACGUUUCAGCCUCCCAGUAGCAUUGGAUGCAGGAAAAAAUACUUUGAUGAUGAAAAACAAGCCGAACCAGUUGUAGUUUUAGAUCCUGUUUCUACACAUGAACCCCAAACCAAAGACCAGGUUGCUGAAAAAGAUCCAACUCAACACAAGGAGGAUGAAGGCGAAAUUAAACCAGAAAACAAAGAAGACAGCAUUGAAAACGUGAGAGAGAGAGACAGCUCCAGCUGCUGAUUCAUAAACCAGAAGCCUGACAUGUUUGGAAGUCCUUUUCAAUAAGCACACGAUUAGUGUGGGUGUAUUGGCAAGGGCCAUAGACAUUCUGCUCUGGUCACUGUAUUCAGAAUACAGGUUCUUUUCUGGUGUCACUUUUGUAAGUAGCAACUAUAAACAUAAGUAAGCUGUUUAGCAAAAUACAUGUUCCUAGUAGGUUUUGGUUUUUUGAUCUUAAAAAAGAUGAGAUUUUCUUUUCCUAAAUACUGUAUUAAGUAUGACUUCUUUUAGAAGGUUACAAAAAUAUUCAGAUGUUGAUACCUUUUCAAGAAAUGUGCAUACCACUCAUCAAAUGGAAUGAUGAAAGUUUGAGGUGCUUGUGCAUAAUUGGAUAAACAAAACUGAUCAACCUAAUACGAUUUUAAAAGCCCCCCAAAGAAUCUUCUGUUUUGGGUCUGAUCCUCUUGAUGGAGAAACUGCAGCAGCGUGGAAAUUGUUGGGUACUGUGGCAUACAAGUUAUUUUCUAUGGUAGACUGAGAUAAACUUAAAACUCAGGAGCUGGCAUCAAACUCAGUCCCAUAGUCAGUGUUAAUUACACACAUCGUUAACUAUUGGAUGAAAAAUACAUGAUGUUAAUUGUGUCCAAAGCCUCCCAAGGACCUCCAAGGGGAUGCUCUGGUAGCCUGAAUACAGAAUUGAGGUGGAAGUCUAAACCUUGAAUUUAACAGUAAUACGUUGGUAAACCAUGUGCUCUGUGCUAUGAGUUAAUUAUGUUUUCCCAUAUACUAAUGUGGCACAAGUACCAUAUUUUAUCACAGUUCUUAUGUACAGUGAAGAUAAGUGACAAGCACACAUUUUUCUUGCUUCACUGCUGUUCUAUAUUACACAGGUUUGUUGUUUUUUUUUUUUUUAAAAAAAGAAAUUAAGCAGUAGUUAGUCUCUAAGAAUACAAUGUUUCAGGCUACCACAGUGAAUAAAUAGAAAUGUAAUCAGGGAUUAAAAAAAAAAAAAACUUAUGCAGCUUUUCAAAGUUGAUUGUUUCAAAAUUGGUGUUUAUUUAAAAUAAGUGGUAAUGUACUUGAAUGCACUUUUUAUGACAAUGAUUCAGUAAUGGUAAUUUUACUAUUAAAGAAAGUGAAAGGUUUAGUUUUGUUAGCAUGGCUCAGCAUGUAGCUUUCAGGUGUUUUUCACCUAAGGGCAAAAGAAAAUGAUAGUAAUAAUUGCAGUAGUUGUAUUGUAUUGUAUUUUUGCACGUGUGGUAAGCAUAGGCUUGAAGAGGUGGGUAGGCAGGUACAUGUACUUCCUAAAUUUAGAGAUAAUUAUCUUUCUGUAAUUUCAUUAUGCUUGACUAUUUCCAUGUUCUCCCAAUGAUGAUUUUACAGUUACUUACCACUUUACUCAUGGAGACUUAAAAUGUAAUGUUUUUCAACUGUAUCUUUCCUUAACUGGACAAUACUGCUAUAUGAUAUGCUAACUACAGACUGCGUUAAUUCACUAAGCGAAUUCUGUUAUGCUGUAAUAUGAACUCUCCUCACCACAACUUAUUAAAAAGGCACCAACAGUUUCCCAUUAA
Messenger RNA from Cebus imitator (Panamanian white-faced capuchin), 3993 nucleotides. It is a transcript of the gene SHTN1, whose product is annotated as shootin 1. The coding region runs from base 545 to 2440 and encodes 631 amino acids. The record is from RefSeq and is a predicted model, not a curated record. Lineage: Eukaryota; Metazoa; Chordata; Mammalia; Primates; Cebidae. The transcript has 17 exons.